CGGCUGUAUUUCCCGCCAAAAUCUAUCGGGGCCUUUCAUCGACGGCUGGGUUUCCCGCCAAUAUUCGGUGAAGCGAAGCCAAUCGACGAUCGAAGAUGAACGAUCUUCUUCAGUGUUGUGCAGAAGCUGGUCUUGGUGCUGAAAUGGCGAAGUCAAGCAGCCAGGUUAUGUACCCAGCUUUUCUCAGUUGUGAACAGGAUGAUGGAAGCAAUGCUCUUGUCCUACCGUCGCGCGGGAGGAAGGGAAAGCCCUCUGCGGCUGCAAAACAGGAUCCGGUUGCGCAGCCUGAGCUCGGCAAAAGACAGAGAAAAAGUUUACAGAGGAAGCUGCGGAAGAUUCAGGAAGAGAAGGAGAAACGCGAAAGACAACUGCUGGUGUUCAAGACGUUGGAGCAGCACAAACUCAGCGACGACACUCUGGAACUGCUGCAUCCAAGCAGCAUGAGAGGACAGACCGAGACAAUGAAGGUAAUGCUGAGGCGAGCGAUGAAAUACGAGCGAGCUGGCUUGCCAGUGCCGGCAGAUGUCCCACUUCUCCGGAAAAGGAAGUGCUCCACAGAUCUUGAGGGGAUGGAGGAUAAUGCAGAUAGUGAUGACAAUCAUGAUGAGGAUACUAGAGCACUGGGAGGGCAAAGCAGAGGCGUCGGUAAUGGAUCUCAGAAUUUGUCUGACUCAGCAACAAGGAUCAUGCCUGCAAGUGCUGUUGGACGGCCUCAUGGAGGUGCUGGGAAGGAAGAUGUCAAGGAAACAGGAGAUGGAGGUAUGGUGAGAAACUUACAGCAAGAGAACAAGAUGAUGAUGGGGAAUACCGAACCGCGGGCAGAGGCGGUGUUGAAUACUGGGAAUCAAUUACGAACGGAGGAUGAUGGUGGUGUUGAGGUCCGUCGGCGGCAACACAGUAAUGAAAGCAUGGACAAUGAAAGAGGUCGAUCCAGCAAUGACGGAGAAGCUGGCAUGAAGCAGGGAGACACUGCGCAAAAUCGCACUGACGGUGGGGAAGUGCCACGGGAUGGAGAGGGAGAGAAGAGGGGAAGGAGAAAGAAGAAAAGGAGGAGAAAGGAUUCAAAGGAAAACCAGGAAGUGAAUGAGGCAACUGCAGGCAAGGACAGACUUCUUGCAGAUGCAGACAUGAAGAAUACAGCAGCCUGUGGAACGGCGACGAAUGUGAAUGACACGGAGACGAAUGUGAAUGACGCACAGAGGAGGGCAAAGGCUUUUGUUGUCAGUACUCAGCGGUUGGAGGAGGUUCAAAAGGGUCGCUCAAAGCUUCCAAUCAUUGGAAUGGAACAGGAGAUAAUGGAGGCUGUGACGGAGAACGCAGUCAUAGUUGUUUGUGGAGAAACUGGUUGUGGGAAAACCACCCAGGUCCCACAGUUCCUGUAUGAGGCUGGCUAUGGCGCAGCUCUGUGCAAGGAACAUCCCGGCGCCAUUGGUGUGACACAGCCACGACGAGUGGCGGCAGUGACCACUGCCAAGCGAGUGGCAUAUGAACUGAAUGUACAGCUGGGAAAGGUGGUGGGGUUUCAAGUGCGGUAUGAUCGACAAGCAGGGGAAGGUGCAGCAAUUAAGUUCAUGACGGAUGGAAUUCUGCUUCGUGAAGUACAGUCAGACUUCUUGCUGCGGAAGUACUCUGUGAUCAUAAUUGAUGAAGCACAUGAACGCAGUCUCAAUACAGACAUUCUCAUCGGGCUCUUGUCGCGGAUUGUGCCUCUUCGUCAGAGUUUGUUUGAAGAACAACAAGCCUCGCUGAAGAAGAAGAAGCCGACCUCCACGAUCAACUCCUCAGAUUGCAUCACACCUCUGAAACUGAUCAUCAUGAGUGCGACAUUGCGUGUCGAGGACUUUGUUGAGAAUGCACAGCUUUUCCGGAACCCUCCUCCAGUUGUCAAAGUGCCAGCCAGGCAGUUUCCGGUGACAGUUCACUUCAGCAAGCGGACGGAGCUCGUGGAUUAUGUUGGCGCUGCCUAUAAAAAAGUCUGUCAAAUCCACCGUCGGCUGCCACCUGGCGGGGUAUUGGUAUUCCUAACUGGGCAAAGGGAGGUUGAGUGGCUUUGCAGAAAGCUUCGGAAAUCGUUCAACAAGGGAGGAAAGCUGCUGUCAAGAUCUGGUGAAAACGACGAAUUCAAAGCCAAGAGCGACGAAGCAGAUAAAGGUGAUGUCAGUGGUUCUGCCAGUGAACUGAAGGAUGAGGCAAAAGAGGACGAAGAGAUCUGGAAGGCUGCGGAUGGAGACGAUCAACGAGUUGGGAAUGAGGAAAACAUGCAUGGACCAAGGAGAAGGGGUGGUUGGCAUGCAUAUGGACAAGACAGCGUCGAGGUUGAAGAUAUAGAAAACAACAAUGAAGAUAGCGAAGAGGAGGAGGAGGAGGGGGGGGAGGAGGAAGAGGACGAGGACGAGCAGGUGGAGAACAGCGAAGGUGAGGAGUGGAAUGAUUCGCGAGAAGGAAGAUGGUGGAAAACUCUGCAAGAGAAGGCUGAGAAUGGAGAUGGAGAACAUGGGAAGGACAAGGUUCAAGGUAAUGAUGAUGAGGAAGGUAACAAGGAGAAAAGUGACAUGAGAAUAGCUGAUGAUCGGGUCACUCCGGAGGAACCUCAAACACAGGAGCUGGAGGGUGGUAUUACAUCCCUUGGUUCUGACAUUAUGGACAAGAAAGAGAGAGGGAAGGGAGGGGCUCCUCCGAAGAAGAUGCAUGUCUUGCCUCUCUAUGCCAUGCUGCCGGCCAAAGUGCAGCUGAGGGUGUUUGCCCCUCCUCCAGAAGGCUCACGGCUUGUCGUUGUUGCAACCAAUGUUGCGGAGACCUCUAUUACCAUUCCUGGAAUCCGAUAUGUUGUGGACUGUGGACGUGCAAAAGAACGCGAAUAUGACCGAGCAAGUGGUGUAUCAAGCUUUGAGGUGGAUUGGAUCAGCAAGGCAUCUGCAGAUCAGAGGGCGGGAAGGGCAGGAAGAACUGGACCUGGACACUGCUACAGGCUGUAUUCGUCUGCAGUAUUCAACAAUCAAUUCGAGCAGCAUCGUCUUGCGGAGAUUCAUCGUUCACCGAUUGAAGGCAUUGUGCUUCAGAUGAAGGCUAUGGGUAUAGACAAGGUGCUGAAUUUUCCUUAUCCGACUCCUCCUGAUCGUGGCUUGCUGUCUGCUGCUGAGAAGUCUCUGAUGGUUUUGUCAGCACUUACCCCGGGGGCAGGCCUCCUAACUCCUAUUGGUCGAGCUAUGGCAGUAUACCCAAUCAGCCCUCGACACUCUCGCAUGCUUGUGGCAGCGAUGACAGCGUUACGGCACCAGCCUGUGGUCGCUUCGAAAGCUCAAUCUAAAGUGGCACAGAAAGCGAAGGUCUGUCUCGCGUACGUUUUGGCUAUUGCUGCAGGUCUGAGUCUUGAGAGUCCAUUCUUAUGGGCCGGAGAUAGCGAGGGUGACGGUGAAAAGCGGCAGGUUGAACAGAACCUUUCGGGUGGGCAGGGGGCAGAUGGAAGGACGCAAGGCCAGGAAGGUGUUGGGAUGACGCUGGAGGCCGGGCAGGCACAGGGUGAUGAGAAGAAGGAUGACGAUUGGAUGUUGCAGCAAGCCAAAGAGAAGAGGACAGCAGCGAGGAAAGCUGCAGCGAUUGCUCGUGCUCAGUUUUCCAACCCAACAAGUGAUGUGCUGACAGUUGUUAAUGCUCUGAGAGAAUAUGAGAAGGCGGAGAAAAGGGAGGAGUUCUGCACGGCAGCUUUCCUUCACUUGAAGACAAUGGAGGAGAUGGUUAUGCUCCGUAAGCAGCUUGUGAGGAUUGCUGUGCGGCAAUGGGAACAGCAGAAAGAAGAAGACGAAUGCACAGACGCAGCAGUUUGGCUGGAUCUGAGAGAAGAGGACCUAGAACUUGAAGGUACAUUGGACACGAAGGGCGAAGAGGUCGUGAGGAGAGCAAUCUGUGCCGGUUGGGCAGAUCGUGUGGCAAGACGUUUACAUCCGGGGAAAAAUGCGAAGCUUGAUUCGAAAAACGGUGGAGAGGAGGAGGCACACGAUAAGCGACGACGAGCUGUACGGUAUCAAGCAUGUUCCUUAGAUGAGACAGCAUAUUUGCACCCAUCAUCAUCAGUUGCAAAGGAAGCGCCUGAUUGGGUAGUGUACAGCGACAUCAUGGUCACGUCAAGACCGUACAUGAGGGGAGUGACUGCGGUGAAUUCAAGAUGGCUUGCGACGGAGGCACCCGCAAUGUGCACAUUUCCGAAGCCACUUGACGAUCCUCCGCCAUGGUAUGCAGCCGAGGAGGACAAGGUCAAGUGUUGGGUCGUCCCAACUUUUGGUCCUCAUCUUUGGGAAUUACCACCACAUGGAAUUGAAAUGAAGGCAGGGAGGGAGAGGGUGUCUGUGUUUGCCAAGGCAUUGCUCGAGGGGAAGGUGUUCCCGAGCAUGAAAGAGUUGACGAAUUGCCUCGUUGCCGACCCCGCGCUGAUCCUUAAAAAGGAGGGAGCGGGGCAUGUCAGGGUAGGGGAGCUCUUAUCCGCGAUGGGCUGUAGGAUCCUGGCAAAAGGAGCAGCAGCGGCAAUACACAGAGUGGACAGCAGGUCGAAGCUACUCCCACGGCUAUCGAGUGACCCAUCGUUCCUGCGUAACGAGUUAGUUAUGUGGGUAAGGGAACACGAGCGGGGUAGAUUGGAGAGAAUAUGGGGCGAGAUCGCACGGCAGGCACGAGCAUCAGCCGAACCUGAUCGCAGUGACCGGAAGGAUGUCAGAUCUACAGCAGGCUUUGGAAGUUCUAGUCAUCAGGCGGCGGACGGCUCUGUUCGGAAGGGGAGGAAUGAUAAUACACGCUGCAAACAGGAUGGCUCUGAUCAUGAGAUGGGUGCAGUAGGAUUUAACAGCCCAGAGAAGACAACGGUUAAGCUGUCAGAGGUCACCCUAGCACAGCAGCAGCAUUUCAGAGGCACCGAACAAGAGAUGGACCUGGCGGAAGUCCGCGGUUCUGAGAUGAAGAGGGUGAAGCUGUCAGAGGUAAUCCACAGACUGCAGCAUUUCAGAGGUUCUGGCGGGAAGAGGGUGGAGCUGUCAGGACGCGUCCAGGCAAAGAAGCAUUUCAGAUUCGCAAAGCAAAUUAUGAUGAACGAGCUUAGGCGAAAAUGUCAUAAGCGGCCUAUCAGGCCUGUGGAGCAGAAGUGAGCAGCUAGGUAUGGAGGUGAUGGCGGUUUUCAAGAGUGGCAAGAAGCCGAGGAAGAAGGACCCUAUGAAGAAAUGGAAAAGGAAAAAGACGGGACUCACUCGGUAAGGCAAGAGCGGCGAAAUUAGAAAGGCAAUUGGCCAAGAAGGGUGCAAAUGUGAAAGCAUCCAAAUGAACUUUCUAAUCGUUG
Molecule: messenger RNA, 5320 nt
Organism: Chara braunii
Lineage: Eukaryota; Viridiplantae; Streptophyta; Charophyceae; Charales; Characeae
Source: the annotation of a GenBank genome assembly